AUGGCUAAACAAAGAAAUAUGGAUGAUCCAACAGGUGCUUAUUACGAAACAUUACAGAAUUCGACAUUUAAAAAUGUAUAUACUUUAAACUCUGCAACGUGUCGGGUUUGUCUUAGAAAGGGUGUCGUACCAAUAUACGGAGUUGAAAAUAGUAUAACUAUUGAAGAAGCCAUAAAAUCAUUUGGGAACAUUGAUAUACAUAAAGAUGAUGAAUAUCCAAAAUAUUUGUGUAAUUGGUGUUUACAAUUCUUAAAUAAGGCCAUUUCAUUUAGAAAUUUAGCAAGGAAGACAAACGAAUUUUUAAGAGAUAGAAUUAAAAGCGAACCAUAUCAAAAUGACUUUCUUCCUAACCAAAUUAUUAGACGAACAGAAGUAGAUACUAGUGAUAGUAAAACAAAAGUACAUUCCACAAACCCUGACUUAAAAAGAAACAAAGAUAUCCAAUGCGGUACUUGUAAAAAAAUUAUACGAAAAUCAUAUUACAAAAUACACAAAACAAUGCAUGAUCCUGAACAUCACAAAUAUGUCUGCGAUAUUUGUGGUAAAACUUUUAGAUUGAGAGUAGGAUACCACAACCAUAGAUUACGUCAUAGAACAGAUUUUCCAUACAAAUGUAAUUUAUGUCCUUAUAAAGGAAGAUAUGCUGAGAGGCUCAAAAGUCACAUGAGAACGCACAGCGGUGAAUACAGAUAUAUGUGUACAGAAUGUCCGGCUAGAUUUUUGUUCAAAGGAAACUUUAAUAGUCAUGUUCUACUAAAACAUAGAAAUCCCGAAUAUAAAUGUAGUUCUUGUGGAAGAGCUUUUCACACACAACUGAUUCUACAAAGGCAUAACGAUGUUGAACAUUUGGGGAUCAGAAGUAAUGUGUGUAAUAUUUGUGGGAGGGCCUUCGGAUAUAGAAAUGCUAUGAUGAAACAUCAGAGACGAGUCCAUAAGAGGGAAAAAUUACGAUUUUCCUUCAGGCCUUCCGAAGUUUGA
This is a messenger RNA of Danaus chrysippus (African queen), 978 nucleotides long. The record is from the annotation of a GenBank genome assembly. Lineage: Eukaryota; Metazoa; Arthropoda; Insecta; Lepidoptera; Nymphalidae.